UGUGUGUUUCUGGAAGUGGGCCCUGCAGACCCGGACCAGCCGUCCUCCAGCUCUCACUCCAGCGUCAGUCCCUGGAAGAUUCCCUGCAGCACCAAGCUGAACGACAGCAGCCUCGCAGGCACCUUUGUCCGCUGGGAAGAGAAUGCUCUGCCCUCCUCGUUAGUCCUGGAUGAUGUUGAGAGGCAGAGCACCUGUGAGCUGGAGGUGGAUGCUGUGGCUGUGGACAUCCUGAACCGUCUUGAAAUUGAAAAUCAGAUCGGCAGGAACCCCGGACUGCAGGCUAUUUGGGAGGAUGAGAAGCAGAGGAGGAGGGAGAACAACCAGACCUCCCAGAUAGAAGCGCCGGAUUCACAAGAUCGGGGCUCGGUCACUUCAACAGAGAGUGAAAAAACCUUCAUGAACAGACUGAAGGAGAUUCUGAGGGAGAACAAGUUUGAUGUGACCCAAGAUUUGUUUGUGGAUGAUGAACAGGAGAGUUUGUCAGCCGAAUUCACUCUGCAUCCUGACCUCCUGCCCCCUGACUUAGUGCCGUGUACAGCUGCUAACGCCGUAGAGGUGCACAGAGACUCCCAGCCAGACUCGGUGAGGAGUGGUGGAAAAGUCCCAGAGGAAGCUGUUGUUGAUGAAGAAGCCAUCUUAAGUCUUCUGGAAAACAGCCAGACGUUUCUCCCUCUCUCACAAACGUCCAACCACUCCACCCUGUUAGAAAGCAGCCAGGAUCAUGCCCUCAUUGAUUUGCUGGCUGGCCUGGAAGACGAUGGUUUCCACAGGACUCCACUAAUACACAGCUCUCAGCCUCAGUCGCUCCCUGGUGCAUCAACCUACAACUGCAACAGUGAUGAAGAAGAAGCCGGACCCGAGCUGGAAAAAGAAGAGGCUGAGCUUAGUAUGAUAAUGUCACAGCGGUGGGACAGCGAACAUCCUGGGAGAACAAACCCACCGAGGCCUGGAGUCAGGGAGGCAGAGGACGGCUUCAGCGAUGAGCAGCAAGAGUCCUCUGACGAAGACAUGGAGUGGAGUGGGACUCACUCUCUGUUUGCUAAUCUGUCCAUCCCACAGCUGGACGGGGCAGCAGACGAAAGCAGUGAUUCUUCCUUAACAGACAGUGGCUCCAUGUCUCAGUCUUCGCUUACAGUCACAGAGAAGCUGUUGGGGAAAACAAAUCCCUGCACUGGAGAGACUGUCCACCUGGAGCCGCCGUCGUCAGCGAAGAUCCUGCUUUGCAAACAUCCUGAGCACAGGCCAGUCCGUGGGCUGGACACGGAGGAACAACUCAAAAACUCUUUUCAGUUAAAAAGCAGCCCAGACGGCUCCAGUGAAUGUUCAGCAGGGUUCAGGGUUAAUAAAGAAAUCCCAUACAUCCUGCCAGUGAAGCACCCAAUUCCUCGCAAAAUAGCCAAUCACUCUGAGGUGUCUACUAUCUGCAUGAACAAGGAGGACAUUCGACCGUUGUACACGUAUAACAAGAAAAGUUCCAAACCUGUGGAGAAGGCUGAUCUGGAAGCCUUCCCUUUUAGCAGUGGAAAGGUGUCAAAAAAUAGGAAAAGGUACAGCAGCCUUGAGACUGUAGAAACUAACCGUUUAUCCAUCUUUCAGAACCACAGCACCAUCUCCCUUUGUUACUCAGACCUCAGAGCCUGCUCUGCUAAGACAGAGCUGGAGCUGAGCACUAAGGAGAGAAAAAGCCCAAUUCUGAGGAGCCUCACCUCAACGCCAUCCCUCAUGAAGGAGGGGGAGUUCAUCGACCACAGAGAGGAAGAACUGGCCCCAGAGAGUGAGGAAGGAGAUGUUGGGGAGCUCAAAAUCAGAUAUGAAGACUACCAGGAAAAUAAAACCGAGAGGACUAUUGUUGCCCAGCAGGAGGCACAUUACAAGUUCUUCCCCAGUGUUAUUCUCUCCAACUGUCUCAAUAGAAAGAAGACUGGAAAUAAAAAGCCAGCUGACACCUGCAGCAAGCCAGAGCUGUCUCCGACUUGCAAGUUGAAGCUGAAACUUCCUAAAAAACGGUUAGGAAUGACGGGGCACAGGAACAAAGCAGGAACAACUCAAAGCCCGAUCUCCGACAGUCCAGUUUGCACUGGCCUCUGUUCAGAAACAUCUGCUUGCAACCAGACUUCAGACAUAGAAGGGUCAGUUUCAGAGGAUCAACCAAAACCACAGGCAGAAGUAAAUGAAGGCGAGCCAAAUGAAGAAGUUGAGCCAGCUAUAAAUGAAGAGUUGGACAGUGAGGAAAAGACAGUCGAUGGGCAGAUAGAACCAGUGUCGGAGGCUGUUGUCUCCAACACCACCAUUACUUCCUCUCUUUGUGAAGAAGCCAAAGAUGUAACUGAGGAUCAGUUGAGCCUUGGUCCAGAUGUAUCUGCGAAAGUUAGCUGUACUAAACCAUCAGCACUGCCCGGGAGUAAAUACACACUGAGGGCUAAACGGAAACAGAACUUUGAUGGUACUGAUGAAGAUCAGCCAGGUUCCAGUCGUUAUAAAAACUCCAGCAAGUUUCCCAGGGGCCAGGAGACCAAAUACCAGAAAAGACGCAAGAAAGAACCUCCCGUAAUUAUUAAGUACAUCAUAAUCAACAGGUUCAAAGGUCAGAAAAACAUGUUGGUGAAGAUGUCCAAAGUGAAUGCAGACGAACAGCUGGUUAUGUUGACUGCAGAUAAAGUGGAACAUUACAAUAAACUGGCUCCUCUCAAGAGCUUCUGGCCUAAAGUGCCAGAGUCCACUGCCGUCAGGUUUCCCGUCAAAGAGCCCAAAGCCAAAAAAUCGCCCAAGCGAAAAGCUAGGGUCAACAACACAGGCAAGAAGACGAUCAACAUCUCUCCCAAAAAGCCUCUCGUCAGACGAGGGCAAAGGAUGAGGAGGAGCACAGGCUGUCAGAGACGCCCACUUCUGCCCUCUCUGCCCCCCCCUCGGCCAUGUUACUGUGAGCUAGCAGAUGACUUUGAGAAAGAGUACACGGAUGUCAUGGUAGAACUGGGCUAUCUUUCUGAUAGAUCCCCAAGCCCAACAGAAUCAACGCCCCCGCGUUGUUGGUCCCCAAGUGACCCUUUUCUAUACAGUUCAGAACAGCUGAUAAAUCCACUCAGUGAUCCUUGCCUUAGCUCUGCAUCACUAAAUCCAUGCACAAAGUCUGUGACUAAAAGAGCCCAAAGGAGAAGUCGAACAGCCAAACCUAAGAAGUCCACGGAGUCUAAGAGAAAAGUAAACAUGUCCCCUGCUAAGCCCUCAGAGGUACAAGAGCCCAAACAGGAUAAAGCAAGGAGAGGUGUUGCUGCUGCUGCAAGGCAAAGAAAGAAAGCUAGCAAUGCAGCUGAAAGUCCCGCAAUAUCUCCACAACCCAGAAGGUCCCGCAAAAAGAAAACCGACAAACCUAAAAGUGAUGAUUUAUGCAAAGAAGACUCCCAGCUGCUUUUCUCUGAUGGCGGGUUGGCUCCAUCAGAGAGUUCCUCUCAAGACAUCACCUCCUUUCAGCAGUCGCUAGGCACCGAUGGCACCAGUCAGAGCAGGUCCUCGGCUUCAGACACAUUGAUGCCCACCUCAGCUCGCUUUAUUGAACCAAAGGCUGAGGCCUGCGAGACCUCAAUCAUGCAAGUUAACCAAAACAUGCUGGCACCUGUUGAGAUGAAGCAGCAGGGUUGUCAGACCACUGUGGUAAAGGUAGAAUCUUGUCCAGAAGAUUGCAUUGCCCCUCAGCCGCCAGCAGAGACAAGUAAUGAUGUCCAGAAAGACAAAGGUUGUCCCCCUUCAGCUCCUAAAAAUGGAGAGACACCAGCUCUCACUGAGACUCCGUCUGGCUUGGCUGUCCUUAAGCAGCUCCUCCAGAAGAGGCAGCAGGGACAGGCCCUUCCUCUACAAGCAGUUGGAACAGACAGACAUGCCGCUGCCAUAGCUCAGGCCGCAGUGCUGCUAAACCCCUCCACUAAACACACUAAGCCCAUUAGAACCCCUUCCACUGCUCCUCGGAAACCCCGGGUCCCAAAGUCUACCGCUCCUAAGGAGAAGAAGCCCAGAAACAGGAAAAGCAGGACCAGCAGUACUCAACCAGACCAAUCAGUGAAGCAGGUUGGCGGUAUGUCUGAUGACUGCCUUCUCUUCUCCUCUGCACCGAGUCUCGCCAGCUGCAACUUCAUAGAGGACAGCUUGUCCCCAGAGCUCCCACAGGACUACACUUUCGAUAUAAACACUAUUCACCAAGCAGAGUUCUCCAGUCCCUACAGCGGCAAUCAGUUUGUUUUAACCGAUAAAAACCUGCCUGUCAAGUUCCUCAGUGACAUCUGCCAUGAACCUCCAUCUGCUCAGGCGCAGAGCUUGGAAGGUCUUCCUCAGAGUCAGACCGAGAGAGACUCUGAUGUGUGCAAAGUCAGGCCUGCCAGCCCUGAACUCUUUGACAGGUCUGGGAAUGGAGAGCCCUCAACAAACCUUGCUCAGCUUCAAUCUGAGAAGCACAGACCAGAAAGACAAAGAGAGUGGGACCUUUCUUUCUGUAAAUCCCAUACCCUCAGCCCUUUUCAAGACUUCCACUGUGAGAGAAAGGAGUUCCUCUUCUCAGCCUUCGACCCGAUCAUACCUUUGUCUCUAAGCUCUGUGUCGUUUGUCGACCAGGAGGGCUCACCGACUAGCGAACAUCACGAGAGCAUCGAUGGACUUACGUCCACCACACCCAGCAGCUCCCCUCACUCAAUCAGUUCUCUGUCACAUGUGAGAGCAAGCCAGCUUCAGCGGGGCGCCGGAGGUGGAGCCCAUGUCCUCAAGCCUCUCAUGUCCCCUCCGAGUCGGGACGAGAUCCUCAGCACUCUGAUGGACCUGGAGAUGUCAGAAGCCACGUUCCAGGAGCCCUUCUGCAGUGAUCCAUCUGACAUCCCAAACAAGCCAAUGGAGGUUGGGGGCCGUAAGCUCACCGUGGGAACCAGAUUAGUGAGGGAGCUCCAAGAGUUUGGAGGAGACCUGUCUUUGGAGGGCCUCCAUUUCUGGAAGACCGCCUUUUCCGUCAUGACGCACCCCGCCACCACUAUCACCUCCUCUCAGGGAGCAGAGGUCGAGCAGACAAAAGAAGAAAAGACGGGGCUUCUCACAUCCUCAGCCAGCGACAAGAAGGUCAUCCUUCUGCCCUGCAGGAACCCACCGAGCCACGAGCGCGUGCAGCUGUGGCUGGAAGCCAGGAAGCAGUACGACAGCCUGCAGAAAGAGAGGAGGGAGCCGGGGAAGGAGCGGGAGGGGGCAGAUGUGGAGCAGGAGAACCCUGACAGAACCAAGUUGCCAGAUGUUUCCAGAUGCAUUUCAGUUAAUGUCGAACACUGUGGGAACACUUCCAGUGUGAGAACUCGCAGGAGAAAGAAGCUCAGCCUGUCCUUAGCCUUGUCUCCUCUGGUGGACACAUGUCCUCAGUCCAACACCGCAGCACUGAGUCCGGUUUCAGAUGAGAGCACUGUGAGCCCCCAGCCUGAGAAACAGGAGGACGCCUCCAACAUGACGUCUCCAGAAUCCCCAGAGCUGCCUCCGUGGCAGGAGUCUCACCAGCUGAGCCCAUCGGCGCCUGAGCGACUCGGCAGCAAGAACUCACCAGAACCACCAUCACCCAGGCUCCCCGACUCACAGGAGAGAUUUGGAGCGGACCAGUCUCCCUCUCCUUUUCAUGGUGCAGACAGGAACGGUGGCAGCAGUCCACACCGCCUACACACCACCCCCUUCUUAAGGAAAAGGCGGAGGAGCACGGAAGAUCUGGACCCAGUCUGCAGCACGCCCAUAAGUGAUAAGGAUCCUGUUUCUCAGAGAAGAAGAAGCCAGACCGAUCCUUUGAGGAGAGUAUUACUGACCACACAAAUGAAGAACCAGUUUGCUGCUAUAAAUGUGCCAAAGAAAGAACAGUCUCAGAUUGAAGGGCCAAGUAUUGCCAACUCAUACGGCUUCAAGGUCAGCAUGCAGAAUCUGCAGGAUGCCAAAGCUCUGCAUGAGGUCCAGCACCUUACGUUAAUGGGAAUGGAGCUCCAUGCUAGAAGCCGCCGGGACCUGGAACCUGACCCGGAGUUUGACCCAAUAUGUGCCUUAUUCUACUGCUUCAGCUCCGACGCGCCGCUGCAGGGCGGAGACAGAACUCAGCUGACUGGUGCCAUCAUGGUGGACAAAGACCAUAAAAGCUGUGGUCAAGGUCCCAGAUCGACGGCACCGCUGCUGGUCAGGUCAGGAGUCUCUGGGCUACAAGUUAUCUACGCCAGGGAGGAGAAGAUGCUGUUUCAGGAGCUCAUCGCCAUCAUGAGAAGGUUUGACCCAGACAUCCUGCUGGGAUACGAGGUGCAGAUGCAUUCAUGGGGCUUCCUUCUACAGCGCGCCGCUGCACUAGGAGUGGACCUCUGCCAGCAGCUGUCGCGGAUCCCAGGUGACUCCAAAGAGAACCGCUUUGCCGCAGAGAGGGAUGAGUACGGCGCCGACACCAUGACUGAGAUCAACAUCAUCGGCCGCGUCACCCUCAACCUGUGGAGGGUGAUGAAGAGCGAGGUGACGCUGAACAACUACAGCUUUGAGAACGUGGCCUUCCAUGUGCUCCAUCAGCGCUUCCCCCUCUUCAGCCCCCGCACGCUGUCCGACUGGUUCGACCACAUCACACACUUGCACAGGUGGAAGAUGGUGGAUCAUUAUGUGAGUCGUUUACACGGCACCAUGCAGCUGCUGCAGCAGCAGGACAUCAUUGGCAGAACCAGUGAGCUGGCCCGGCUCUUUGGAAUCCAGUUCCUCCAUGUUUUGACUCGAGGAUCCCAGUACCGUGUUGAGUCCAUGAUGCUCCGUGUGGCCAAGCCCCUGAACUACAUCCCGGUGACACCCAGCGUGCAGCAGCGAGCCCAGCAGAGGGCGCCGCAGUGCAUCCCCUUGGUGAUGGAGCCCGAGUCCCGAUUCUACAGCAACUCUGUGGUGGUGCUGGAUUUCCAGUCGCUGUACCCCUCCAUCGUCAUCGCAUACAACUACUGCUUCUCCACAUGCCUCGGCCACGUGGACGGCCUGGGAACGCCGGAUGAAUUUAAGUUUGGCUGCACUUCCCUGCGGGUUCCUCCUGACCUCCUCCACCAGCUCCGUAAUGACAUCACCGUGUCCCCGAGCGGCAUCGCCUUUGUAAAGUCGUCGGUGCGUAAAGGCGUCCUGCCUAGCAUGCUGGAGGAGAUCCUGAGCACCAGGAUCAUGGUGAAGCAGUCCAUGAAGAGCUACAGGCAGGACAAGGCCCUGAUGAGGCUGCUGGACGCCCGGCAGCUUGGACUCAAGCUCAUCGCUAACGUCACCUUUGGCUACACCUCAGCAAACUAUUCAGGACGCAUGCCCAGCGUGGAGGUGGGAGACAGCAUUGUCCACAAAGCCAGGGAGACCCUGGAGAGAGCCAUCAAGCUGGUCAACGACACCAAGAAGUGGGGAGCCCGAGUCGUGUAUGGAGACACAGACAGCAUGUUUGUUCUGCUGAAAGGAGCCACCAAGGAGCAGGCCUUCAAGAUCGGCCAUGAGAUCGCAGAGGCCGUGACCGCAACCAACCCCAAACCUGUCAAGCUCAAGUUUGAGAAGGUGUAUUUGCCCUGCGUGCUGCAGACAAAGAAGCGCUACGUGGGCUACAUGUACGAGAGCCUGGACCAAAAAGAGCCUGUGUUUGAUGCCAAAGGAAUAGAAACGGUGCGUCGCGACGGAUGCCCCGCUGUUUCCAAGAUUCUGGAGCGCUCCAUUAAGCUGCUGUUUGAGACACGGGACAUCAGUCAGGUGAAGCAGUUUGUCCAGCGUCAGUGUGUGAAGGUUCUGGACGGCCGGGCUAGUAUGCAGGACCUGACCUUUGCCAAGGAGUACCGAGGCAGUGGCUCGUACCGGCCCGGAGCCUGUGUGCCUGCCCUGGAGCUCACCAGGCGGAUGAUGGCGUACGAUCGGCGCCUGGAGCCCCGCGUGGGCGAGAGAGUCCCCUAUGUGAUCGUGUAUGGGAUGCCCGGCGUGCCCCUCAUCCAGCUAGUGCGCCGGCCCAUGGAGGUGCUGCUGGACCCCAGCCUGCGCCUCAACGCCACCUACUACAUCACCAAACAGAUCCUCCCGCCGCUGGGCCGCUUGUUCCAGCUCAUCGGAGUGGACGUGUUCGGAUGGUACCAGGAGCUCCCCAGAAUCCAGAAAGCGUCCUGCUCCUCUGUGGUGGGGGGCGAGGAGCCCGCUGGGAGGAAAGGAACCAUUUCUCAGUAUUUCACCACGCUUCACUGCCCUGUGUGUGAUGAGCUGACCCAACUAGGAGUGUGCGCACAGUGCAGAGCCGACCCCCAGCGGGUAGCUGUGACCCUGUACCAGGACAUGAGGCAGUGGGAGAACCAGCAGGAGCAGCUGCUCAAGAUCUGCAGGAACUGCAGCAGUUGUGCUGAGCGACAGGUUUCCUGUGUGUCCCUGGACUGUCCCGUCCUCUACAAGCUGUCCCGGGUCAACAGGCAGCUCUCCAAGGCCCCAUACCUCCGACAGCUGCUGGAGCAGUUCUGAUUGGC
Molecule: messenger RNA, 8477 nt
Organism: Poecilia latipinna (sailfin molly)
Lineage: Eukaryota; Metazoa; Chordata; Actinopteri; Cyprinodontiformes; Poeciliidae
Gene: rev3l
Product: REV3 like, DNA directed polymerase zeta catalytic subunit
Exons: 28
Biological process (GO): double-strand break repair via homologous recombination; error-prone translesion synthesis
Cellular component (GO): nucleus; zeta DNA polymerase complex
Molecular function (GO): DNA binding; DNA-directed DNA polymerase activity; nucleotide binding
Source: RefSeq, a predicted model, not a curated record